Messenger RNA from Mycotypha africana, 306 nucleotides. Its product is annotated as RlpA-like double-psi beta-barrel-protein domain-containing protein-containing protein. NCBI's taxonomy places the organism in Eukaryota, Fungi, Mucoromycota, Mucoromycetes, Mucorales, Mycotyphaceae. The annotation marks the transcript as partial. The transcript has 2 exons. The record is from RefSeq and is a predicted model, not a curated record.
UUUGAAGGCAAGGCUACAUGGUUUAUUCCCCAUAAGCACCACGGUGAAAUUGGUGCUUGUGGUGAAUAUGAAGCUGAUGAUGACUGGAUUGUUGCCAUGAAUGCUGACCAAUAUGGUGAUAUGGACGAAGUCAGUGAUGAUGUCUGUUUCAGAAAGGUUCGUAUCUAUCACGAUGGUAAAUCCGUUGAUGCUACCGUGACCGAUGCUUGUCCUUCUUGUGAUUAUGGUGAUCUUGAUCUCACACAAGUCGUCUUCCAAGAACUUGGCAAGUUGAAGACGGGUGUUCUUGACAUCACCUGGGAGUUC